Schistosoma rodhaini is the source of this 3444-nucleotide messenger RNA. The record is from the annotation of a GenBank genome assembly. Lineage: Eukaryota; Metazoa; Platyhelminthes; Trematoda; Strigeidida; Schistosomatidae.
CAUAACUAAAGUUGCAGCUAGUUUACAGUAAAACACUAUUUAUACUAUCAUUCCUAUACAUAGGAAUUAUGAAUAAAUCCUAAAAAAAAUUCAUUCUCUCAAUAGUUUCAAAAGUCAACAUAUCACGAGUAUUCAGGGCCUGAUAACGCCUUUGUCCGUAACACAUUUAUAAUUGGGAGAUCCCAAACCCAGUCAAAUCAGAAGUCAGGAAUAAAAGAGUUCAAAGAUAUACUUGUAAGGCGGCCAGUAUGUCGAGAACUGAUCUAAACUGGUUAGCUGUUGCGGUAUAUGCGUAGUACGGCGUAUUCAAUCAUGGUUUGAUGCGUAUAGGUGACCGAACACCUUCAACUAGGGUGUAUCCAGUAAAACCAAUGAGGUCAGCAUCACUGUUGAUGACCUACAGGAUUAUUUAUUUUGUGGAUUUGUUUACCUUUACAGAAGUAAUAUAGUCUGACUAACCGGAUUUGAAUUCCUUCAGUUGAGCUAGAGGAAUCAGUAGUUAAUAAGAUUUUAAUUUUUCUUCCAUCAUUUAACACUACAUCUACUUCCCACUUGAGUGUAAUGAUGAUAGACAAGUUACCGUCAAACUGAUUGAUUGUAGUCUAAUAAUGUCUAAAAGUAUCUUCAGAUGAGAUGACAGAAGUACUUUAAAUCUUUGUAAUAAACACAUUGUGCACAUUUGAAUCCAUUAUUAAUUAAUAAAUUACUGUAUAACAUAUAGUGAAUUGUAACAUGACCAAAAUUACUGUUUACAUGUAUUAACCAUAGUAUAACCAUUCGUUGAACUGAGUUCCUAUAUAAGCUGACAUUAGCAUUAGAGAAAAUUGUAACAAGUUUAUGGAGACGAGUUAUUAGUCUAUAAAAUUGACAUGUAAAUAAACAGAGAAGUACUUUAGGUAUACUGAUGUAUAUUGUCGCUGGAAAAAAAGUCACAGGAUUGUGAUAAAUUUUGAAUUACCUAACAGUUAAAGUGUGGUGUGUGCUGUUGAUGUCGACAGAUAUAAGUAGUACGUAUCAUCAAUCGAAAUGGACUACAUGGCAGCAGAAGGUUGAGAAAAUCUAAGAGAAAAGAACGAAAACAGAGAGUGAUUGAUAUGGAAACGAAGGAACAACAAAGUCUGAGACAGUUGAUGGAUAUUCCGCAAAUGAAGUAUUAUUGUAUAGUUCUCAGAUUCUACCAAGAUAUUCUGUAAUGUUGCAAUAAAAUGUAUUCGGUUGUCCGAUUUGGUGUUCGCGUUCACUACUACAGUACUAUUUUGGAGGUGAAAUGUAUUUCUAAAUAACUAUCUAUUGAGGUAUAUCUCCAUUAAGUCAAAUGUGCCGUAUGCAGUAUUCCUGUACAUUAGCAGAGGAUAGUGGAUUUUUUUCAGCUUAUCCAAUUGCACAUGAAAUUAUGCACAGUCUUGGUGUUGAACAUGAUGGUGAAGGAAAUAGUUGUGAUCGUUCAGGUUCCACAGGAAAUAUAAUGGCUCCAUUAAUUUUAUCCGCAGGUCAUAAUCAUCAUUGGAGUGAUUGUACACGAUUAGUACUUCAAAAUGGUCUUGAAGCACAGAAAUUUACUUGUCUUCAAGAUUUUCCAAUAUUUAAACAGGAAUAUAUGAGUUUUGAUUUGCCUGGUUGGCAAUGGUCACUUGAUCAACAAUGUUUUGUUAUAUCUGGAUCCAAUAUAAGUCAACAUUGUCCUGGAGUUGGAGAAUACGCCUGUCAAGAGUUAUGGUGUUCAAUGACUGGUUCAAAAGAUCAUUGUGAUAAAAUGUUAAAUCAUGGUCUACUAGAUGGUACUCCAUGUGGUGAGAAAAAGGAAUGCUUCCAUGGUGAAUGCAUCGAUUUGAAUCCUCAGAAACUAGAAAUCAAUCAAAGAUCAAAUCAGUAUACAUCCUGGUCAGCUUGUUCACGAACCAAUGGGAUCGGUACACGUUAUCGUACACGAAAAUGCUCUAAUAGAAAUCAAAACAAAUGUGAAUUCAAUGAUAAUGAGAGUAUGUUUGAAUAUGAAUUAUGCGGUAAAAACACAGAUGAAGAUAAUUUAAAAUCCAUAGAUUAUCGGGAAGAACAAUGUUCACGAUUUGAUCAAUUUAAAUUAAGAGGAAUAUAUCAUAAAUGGUUACCUUAUAUUUAUUCUCAAAGACCAUGUAGUUUAAGUUGUUAUUCAUUACAAAGUGGUCAAAUUCUUGAUGCAUCAAUGUCAGUUAGAGAUUCAACGCCAUGUACAUAUGAUAAUCCUGAUGCACGUUGUAUACAAUCAGUUUGUAUUAAUUUCGACUGUCUUGGUCAGGUAAAUGGCACUGCUAGAAGAGAUCAAUGUGGAGUUUGCCAGGGGAAUAAUUCAACUUGUACUUUUAUACAACAUAGAAUUCAAAGAGUUCUUCCAUUGAAUGAAGAAUAUCGUAUGCUAUACGUGAUUCCACGAUAUGCAAGACAUUUAAAAAUUUCAAAGAAUUACGGUAAUCAUGUAUUAGGCCUAUUCGACAUGCAACAUUUCCAAUUCUUUCUAAAAGGUGAUGAAUUAGAACUGGGCACUAAAUUAAGACGUGUUUAUUUUGCAACAGAGUUUGUAAUUGAUCCAGGGAAUCCAAUGAGUAAAUCAGCCGACAGUUUCAUUCAAAUUCAAACAAAAGGAACAAUUUAUGGAGAUGUCGCUAUUCAAGCCAGAAAUCUAAACAUUCUUGAAAAUCUCGAUCCCUUAGAUGUGGAAAUAAGUUAUGUUCUACCAUUAAGUAAUGACCACUAAUUUCUGGAAAUUGUUAACAAUGCUGCAAAUGUACUUAAACAUUAUUUCAGAAGUAUAAAAGAAUACAACAAAAUAUAUUUUAGUCAUUUGUAGACCCAUGUUUGAUACAUUACAAUUAUUGUUGUGGCAUGUGGCAAAGUCCGACUCAAACGUCCUUGUCGUGCCUCCUGGAUCAUGGCAACCAUCACAUGUACUAAUGUGAGCGGUAAUGUUGGUGGUAGAGAUCGACCUAAUCAACCACUCUACCUGUACCCUCAAACGAUUACGAAUGCUACAAAGAGUCAUUGCAUAACUAUUGAGGAUUCACAAGGAUGGCAAAAUAAUGAGUCUGCCCAAAAACAAACAAACAAAAAGCCGAAUGAGAGUGUUAUGUAAUGGUUCUGCGUAAGCAGUUCAAAAGCAGCUAUUCCGCCCCGGUAGUUGUGCCAUGCUUCGAUAUAGCACUCUUCUCCAGAAGGGCCUACUAAGCUUCACCAUGUUCCUAUGGCUGGAAGGAGGAAUGUACAACGUGGAUAAUCUAGUCUUUUAAAGUACACAUUAUUCAAACAAACUUAUCUAAGCAAUAUAGAUAACCUCUGAGAAUCUUAAGUACAAUCCUGUGCAUACAUACUAUGGUAGACCUCGACAAUCUUCGGAACUGUGUCCAUUGCUUCAGUAGACGUUGUCAAUAGAAUAUAUCUUAAUACACAUUUCCAAUAAACACUAAAUUUUCU